Aegilops tauschii subsp. strangulata is the source of this 1323-nucleotide messenger RNA. RefSeq names its product 1-aminocyclopropane-1-carboxylate oxidase homolog 3. Lineage: Eukaryota; Viridiplantae; Streptophyta; Magnoliopsida; Poales; Poaceae. The record is from RefSeq and is a predicted model, not a curated record.
AGAAUUUACCGCCGAGGAGCUCACUCGCUUUGCUAUCCCUCUUGACUUGGGUUGAAGCAGAACUGCAGAAAUCCGCGUCCGCAUCCCCGAAGCCAAGCCAAGCAUGGCCGCCUACGACCGCGCGGCCGAGCUCCGCGCGCUGGACGCGACCUUCUCCGGCGUCCGCGGCCUCGUCGCCGCCGGCGCCACGCACGUCCCGCGCAUCUUCCGCGUCCCCGACCACCACCGCGAACCGUCCUCCCAAGAACCGCCGCCGCCGUCGACGUCGGUCCCGGUGAUCGAUCUCGGCGGCGCGGACCGCGCUACUGUGGUCGCGGCCGUGCGCUGGGCCGCCGCGGAGUGGGGCUUCUUCCAGGUUACUGGCCACGGCGUGCCUCCGGAGUCCAUGGCCGCCGCGGUGGGGGCCGUGCGGGCGUUCCACGAGGCCGACGGCGGCGAGGGCAGCGAGAAGGCCAGGCUCUACUCCCGGGAGCCUGUUAAGGCGGUCAAGUACCAGUGCAACUUCGACCUGCACCAGUCGCCGGUGGCCAACUGGCGCGACACGUUCUACAUCCGAAUGGCCCCUGAUCCGCCCGACGCCGACGAGCUGCCGGAAACCUGCCGCGACACGAUGUUUGAAUACGCAAAACAAGUGAUGAAUUUGGGCAACACUUUGUUCGAGCUGCUUUCAGAAGCCCUUGGGCUUGAUCCGAGCUAUCUGACAGAUAUCGAUUGCAACCAAGGACAAAUCUUACUCUGCCACUACUUCCCUCCAUGCCCUCAGCCUGAACUUGCCAUUGGCACAAGCCGGCACUCCGACUCUACCUUUAUGACAAUACUUCUCCAAGAUGAAAUUGGCGGCCUCCAGAUCCUCCAUGAGGACUGAUGGGUCGACGUUACCCCGACACCGGGAGCAUUCAUCGUCAACAUCGGCGAUCUCCUACAGAUGAUCUCCAAUGACGCGUUCAUUAGCGUCGAGAAUAGGGUGGUGGUGAAGAACAUUGCACCGAGAGUCUCGAUCGCGUGCUUUUUCAGUUCGCAUUUCCACCCAGCCUCGACCAGGAUGUAUGGUCCGAUCAAGGAGCUGUUGUCGGACGACAACCCGCCGUUGUACAGGGAGACCCUCGUCAGAGAUUAUGUCAAACAUUACAACUCCAUCGGGUUAGAUGCAAAAAAUGCUAUGUCUGAUUUCCGAUCAUGAAUUGUGAAGGAGAGCUUGUGUCCUGGUAGCAUGAAUAAUACCCAUUUAUACGGGGUAAUGCCUAGAACAUAAAUAAUUGAGCAGUGUGUAAUGCUAAGGAAACAACUGAAAAAUGACAAUGCAAUACCAGCAUCUUGUAUACA